AAUGCUAUUCAUUAUCCGAACGACUACCGAUGUGAGCAUUUCGUCAGCGUUAGCUUGAUCUCCAACUGCAGUGAUUUUGGCUACUAAAAUUACGAUCAUUCACGGCCUGCUUAAAGGACCAAGUAGUGGCAAUUGUGCAAUUAACAAUUUGUAAGGGCUACUUUAUACCGGCAGAGGAAAAUAGAGGACACAAAAUGAGGCUGUUUGGUUUCAUAAUUUUAUUCGUUAUUAUGGUAACCAUAUCGCCCGACGAAGCAUACCGAAUUCUGGGUGUAUUUCCGCUUCUAGCAAAGAGUCACUAUUUAAUGUGUGAGCAGCUGAUGAAAGGAUUGGCAAAACGGGGCCACGUGGUGGACGUUGUGAGCCCGUUUCCACUAAAGAAACCUUUCCCCAACUACAAUGAGAUCAUAAAUUUGGAAGGGUUCGUUGCUGGUCUACACAACAAUCUGACCUACGAUUUUGCUUUAUCAAACCUGUUGGACAAGCCCAUUGUUCCCUUAAUCGCCACUGCAUACGGUAAUGAUUUGUGUGACCUAAUGGCACUUCCGGAGUUCCAGAAGCUCAUCAAAAAUCAAGAGAAGGAUUCUCCUUACGAUUUAGUCAUCGUAGAGCUAUUCGGUGCUAACUGUUACGCAGCUUUGGGGCAACAUUUCAAAGUUCCUGUUGUGGCAGUCGUUACAAGCGCGAUAUGGCCGUGGGUGAAUGAUGCUGUGGCAAAUCCGGACAAUCCAGCUUACGUUCCUCAUACAUUGUCAGGCUUAGACGUUCAUAUGAAUUUUUGGCAACGAUUCCAGAACGCUCUGACGUUGCUGAAGGCAAAAUUCGAAUUCCAGUAUUACAGUGAUAAACAAAAUGAACAGAUAAAAAAGUACAUUGGGAUCCACGCGCCCAAUCUGGACGAAGCCACGAGGAAUGUAUCGUUGCUUUUAGUCAAUUCGCACUACACCCUUAAUGGGGUGAGGCCGUUUACUAUGGCCGCAGUUGAAGUCGGAGGACUUCACAUUGCAGAAACCCCAGAUCCGUUGCCCAAUGACGUGCAACAGUGGUUGGACGAAAGCAAAGACGGUUUCGUUUAUAUCUCUUUUGGAUCCAUGGUGAAGAUAGAGUCGUAUCCUACGAAAUCGCUGAUCGCACUUUACGCAUCAUUGGCAAAGUUGGCGCCGCGACGCGUUCUAAUGAAAAUAUCAAAACCAAAUGAAUUGCCGCCUGGGCUUCCAAGCAACGUUAUGACUCGUCCGUGGAUUUCGCAAUUAGCUGCGCUCCGGCACAAAAACAUAAAGGUAUUCGUUACUCACGGCGGUCUUAUGGGAACUCAAGAAGCAAUCUAUUCCGGAGUUCCAAUGAUAGGAAUACCUCUUUUCGGAGAUCAAACACAGAACAUCCAGCUUUACGCAGAGAAAAAAAUCGCAGUCAGUCUGGAUCAUAGAAAGCUGACCGAGGAAAACCUGGACGCUGCCUUUAGUACUGUGCUCAAUGACCCGACAUAUUUGAAAACAGCAAAGAGAUUAUCUGCAGAAUUUCGAGACCGCCCAAUGACCGCGAUGGAAACAGCCACUUUCUGGGUUGAGUAUGUGGUCAGACACGGUGGGACAAAUCUCAAAUCUCCCGCAAUGGAAUUAACUUGGUGGCAAAUUGAACUACUCGACGUUUACGGAGCUUUGCUCUUGAUUAUCGGCCUCGCUGUAUAUUUGUUGACUGUCAUAAUUAGUAAACUUUUAACAAUUGUUCUGCGGACUGAUAAAGGAAACGUGCCACGUUCUAAAAAAACGAAAUGAGGUAGAUAGUGACAUAUAGUCAUGAUUGAUUAACGUACAGUGUCAAAGUGUCACGUGUUUACAAACGUGUUGAUGACACUUGUAUUUUCUCCAAUAAUUCUAUAUCGAUUGACCGAAAACCAACCUAUGCAUACGUUAUGGAAUCCAUUUACUGCCAUUUUGAGCCCUUUAACAAUACAGAGUAAAUGGAUCGACUGCGAGCCAUUGUAAUUCAAAAUGGCGAACCGUGAUAUCACCCGACACCUAUAUUGUUACGAUAGCGUUUGAACAGACCUCGUCAGGUUCCAAUGCGUAUCUAACUCGGCAAUAGAUUCAUGUCAGUCUAGAUCAAGUUUUUUUUCUUCCUUGUUUCCAAGUCACGUAGCACUUGCACAAUAUUUCACGAAACAGAUUACACUCUGAAUUGGUGCAUACCUAUGUAUAGCAAUCUGAAUUGCAAUUUGUAUUGGCUCCGUAGCAUAUCUGUUAAGUAAUAUUGUUCACUUGAGAUUAGCUUGCUGUGAGUAUUUGUGCUAUAAUUUUGAUUGUUAUCAGAUUAACAAUAAUCUGGAUCAUUUACGUAAUGGAGAAAAAAAUUCCGCCCGUGUAUAUUUUUGAUAAGAAUUUUUAAUACCAGUUAUUGUACUUAUAAUACAAAAUUUAAAAAUUAUACUCAG
This is a messenger RNA of Diprion similis, 2431 nucleotides long. RefSeq names its product UDP-glucosyltransferase 2-like. The transcript has 5 exons. The record is from RefSeq and is a predicted model, not a curated record. Gene Ontology annotation, molecular function: UDP-glycosyltransferase activity. NCBI's taxonomy places the organism in Eukaryota, Metazoa, Arthropoda, Insecta, Hymenoptera, Diprionidae. The coding region runs from base 195 to 1775 and encodes 526 amino acids.